Molecule: messenger RNA, 5701 nt
Organism: Bactrocera oleae (olive fruit fly)
Lineage: Eukaryota; Metazoa; Arthropoda; Insecta; Diptera; Tephritidae
Source: RefSeq, a predicted model, not a curated record
UCUCUAUUUAUUAACAUUCUCUGCUCUGAUCUAGCCGAAUCCGAUCUUACGCAACGCGAGAUACAGAUAAAUAACGCCAUCUAUUGGAAAAAUAAUGGAUUUCUUUUUGCUACACGAAUUUAAGUAUAUGUAUGUUGGACUGUGUGCAUGUACUUUUUUGAAUUACUUUAUACAUGUUUUGCAAUCAGUAGGUAUGAAAACUGAGACGCAGUGAAACGCUACUACGAAAGGAAUUGAAAUUUCAUACAUUUGAAAAGCUGGUCUCUCAUUCUUUCAAAACUCUACAAAAGCGAGAAGACAAUCCGUAAAAUGUCAAAUACACUUACGUUUAUUUACAUGUAAACGCAAUCCAAAGAAUAAAGUAAUUGAAGAAACUCACCUCACCAAUACAAUCAACGUGAAUAUAGUCACCUUCUCAUAACAGUAUUUGUGUGCAGAGACUUAUUUACCUGAGUGAAUUCUCAACCAAGGCAGCAAUGAAGCAAGCGAUCAGCGGGCUAAGACAAUGAUCGGAGGCAGAGUGGAAAAGGAAAAUACCACGUAGUCGGUACUUCAGGUAUUGUAUUCGUUCGUAAGAUACACUAUUCUCGAGUAUACCCGCGUUGAGUGAACAACGUUGGCGCAAUCAACGGAUUAACCUAACCUUAGAUUAAUCGUCGGUUUUUGUUCAUUAGAUACAUACAUACAUACUAACAAGUACACUCACUGCAUAGUUUGGAUUUGUUUCGUAUAGACUGCCAAUUUCGUGGCAUUCCGUUGUGAGAAAAUCCAUUGAAAUGUGUAUUUUCGAACAUUCGAUUGAAAUGAAAGUGGAGUUUUGAAAUUUAAAAAUCAAUUUACAUAUUUUCACCGAACGUGCUAUUAUCAACCAAAAACCUUUGAACGAACGCGGAAUCGAGAUUUUGUAAAGGCUGAAAACGGCGAUUCCAAAUUUCCAGCUACAUAUAUAUUUGUAUGAAUGUAUGUUUAUAUAUACACGUCCACUUAAAUGUGCAUAUGUGUGUACAUAUGGUAUAUUAGGGAGCGGUUUCUGCAUACUUGUCCAUAAAGAUAUUUGCGAAAAGAGGAAAUUCUUGAACGACGCCAUAUUUAUUUUGCCACAACAAUAAGAAACAAGACAUCACACCUUACCAUAUAACCGCAACACGAAAGCAGCAUACAUAUAGUAAAUACAUACAUAUCUAAAUUGAAAAAAUUUGGAGACAAGUCGCUUAAAAUCCGAUCACGAAGGUUCUACGGUCAACAAAUUGAAAUAGUUCAAAUACCUGAGCUACCAACAAAUGAACGAGCACAUCAGCGAACAUUUUAACUGAGGUCUUUACUGUCAAAAACGAUAAAUAGUUAAAAUAUAUAUAAGUAGUACACAUGUAUGUAUGUAUAUGCGCAUGCAUACAAUUUUAAAAAGUGCAAAACUAAGUUUCGAAAUUCACAAGGAAAUGCUAGAGUCGAGUGUCCGAAAUGUUGUGAGUUGCCCAAGUGCUUACGUAUGAGUACGAAAAUUAACAGUUUCACAUGGCAAAAGUGUAUUCGCACACAUUCUCCGACACCUGUAUGUUUUAAUGUGUUUGUGUGUGUCAAUGUGAAGAAUAAUUAAGAAAGAAUCUCGUGAAUGCUCGUCGCAGGGGUGGGGAGAAAAAAGAAACAAAGUAAUGAAAAAUGUAAAAAUGUAAAAAAAGAAAAAACAAACGAAUAGAGGUAAAAGAUGAAAUGAAAUAGCUGAUUUCAAGAACCACUUAGAAACACAUCAAAACCAGAAAAUCAACUUUGCUAACGUUAUUGCUUGACAAACUUAAGUAUACUGAAUUCACCUUGUCUACACAUGUUUCCGUGAUUGUGUUUGUGUGUAUAAAUUUUGCUGACACUAAUCUGUCUGCCUUACAUGAGUUGUCAUAAGCUUUCUUGGUACGAGCAUAUCGGUAGUUUUAGACAAGUGUCACUAAAACUGAGUUUCAAAGUGGAUUUCAUAAGAGAAUAGGUAACAGAACCAACCUACUGUUGUUAUUUAGGGCCAUUUAUAGAGCACGUAAAUAUGGGUGAUUCUACACCAAUUUGUCGCUGCCGAGUGCUCUAUUUGGGCAGUGCGGUACCACGUCAGAGUAAGGACGGCUUGCAAGGGAUCCAAGAGCCGUUGCGCAGCCUAUAUCCCUCGGAGGGUGCUGUCGGCGCCAAAGGCAUAGAUUCGUGGUUAAGUGUAUGGUCGAAUGGGAUUCUACUCGAAAACGUCGAUGAAAAUUUAAAACAAAUCACACGAUUCUUCCCCAUUGAGUCGUUGCAUUAUUGCGCAGCUGUGCGUCAAGUUUUAGUACCGGAGCGUGGAAACUCCAAACCAGAACCAAAAUUUCUGCCGUUAGACUCGCCAUUUGCACGAAUGCCCCGCGCUCAACAUCCUCCGAUAUUCGCUGCAAUACUUCGACGCACCACUGGCAUCAAAGUGCUCGAGUGUCACGUGUUCAUUUGUAAACGCGAAGCUGCCGCAAAUGCUCUAGUCAGAUGUUGUUUUCACGCAUAUGCGGAUAAUUCUUAUGCUCGGCAAUUGGAGACGGGUAGUUCUGGAGGUGGCCCGGGCGCCAGCGUUUACGGCACAUUAAAGAGUGCUGUUGGUUGUAAAUCAAAUGGUGAUUUAACUGGUGUUGGACUUAUGCAUAGUAAUCAUCAUAACCAUCAACAUAAUAUGGGCGUGUCAUCGAGCCAAGCUGGAUGGCGCUCUCGCUCCGGCAGUACAACCACCUUGAACAGUGUUGGGCGGCAAUCCAAUGGUCAUGCUUUUAACGGUACGAGUGGUAUCAGCCUGAAUGGUGGCGGGAGCAAUGGUAGCGCUACCGAAGGAUACACAUCCGUAAAAAAUUUUUAUGGAAGUAGUGCUGAUUUAAACGUAACUGUCGACGAUGGCGAGAAUUCGAUAUACAAUGGAGAUGAGAAUCACAAAGUCUGGAGUGGUUCUCAAGAUCAACUAGACGCCAUUGCAAUGGAGAGCCCAUAUGAAGUCUUUUCGGGAAACACUUCUACUUUGGGACGUCCUGUGAGAGCGCGUCAAAUUAGCUCACCUAUUGAUGUACCACCCCCACCCAUAAGAGAGGAAGUUAACAAAAAGCGCAAAGAAAAAAAAAUUUCAAAAACACCUGGCACUCAAAGCCUUUCUGGAACACUCAUACGCCCGAAGCCAAUUCAUCCUAGCACUUUACAAAAACCCGGAGUCUACGGAGGCGCUUCAGGUAGUGUGAUUUUUGGUCCAGCUGUUGGGCCUGGAGGUUUCCCACCCCCACAUGGCUCAAGAAAUUAUCACACAAUUAGUCAUCGAGGUUUUCAUGGUGGCCCAUCAGGGCCACAACCGCAUUUUCAUCAUCCUGGCAUGCCAUCACAACCUCCACCACAAAUGAUGCAUCCACCACAAAUGGGUAUCCCAAUGCAAAUGCCUGUUAUGAUGUCACAACAAUAUGCCACACUUCAAUCCUCACGAUCUACAAAGAAAAAGAAGAAAGAUAAAAAGAGCAGUGGCAUACCAGUUGGACUGCCCAUGGUACCACCGAUUUAUGCGUAUCACCAGGGUAUGGGCCCUCCACCAGCACCUCAACCAGCUAUUGCACAAUCGUUAAUCGGUGAUCCACGACCAUUAGCGAUGUCCAAUCGAAAGCUAGCAGUAUCUAUGGGAAAUGGACUAGAUGAUGGACUAAACUCUGGCGCAGAAUCGCCUGGUGGUACUGGCAUUUAUCGGAGAAAAGGUCACUUAAAUGAAAGAGCCUUUAGCUAUUCUAUAAGACAGGAACAUCGAAGCCGUAGUCAUGGUUCGUUGGCUAGUCUACAAUUUAAUCCACCUGACAUGAAGAAGGAACGAGAAAUUGCACAAAUGGUUGCCGGGCUCGAUUUAAAUGAUGGACCCGAAAGGGAAAUAUCGUCCAUGACACUGCAGCGAAAGCAUCUGAUUGCCUCAAAUGACGUAGGAUCCGGCAUCCAAUCACAACAAGCAAUUUAUGGGAAUGGGGGUACAAAUGCUUUGUAUGGCAACAGCAUGGGUCCAGCGGGUAGCAUUGGCAAGCCCCGAAGAUAAGUUAGUGGGGUUAAUUGCACCGUAGACCAUGCCACAUGCAAUGAACAUAUUUAUUAUGAUUAAAUAAAGCAUAUAAAUAUGCGAUUAUAGAUACAUGUAUUUACUCAAGUACAUAUAUGUAUAUAUGUGUAUAUAUAAUACAUACCCUAGGGUCAAGAUUAUAUAUAUGUAUGCGAAAUAUUCAUAUAUAUAUUUCAAUAUGGAGUUAAACCAGUCGAUGUGCCCCUGAUGAACAAACCCAUAAAUUAGUAAACGAAUAGAGUUUUAGAGAUGUUGUCAAAGCGGACAAGUACAUAACUACUAAUACUGACAAAUAAUUAUAUAAUAUUAUAUGGAUGCGUAUAUUUAUUCAAAGAUUUGUAUACAAUCGAAAUAAUAGCAAGGUAAAACCAAAGAAGUACUUGGGAGAAAACUAAUGAAUUAUUUUUCACUUGUCUGAAGAAAGUAAGCUUUUUAUAGUAUAUAAAUAUGUAUUUACGAUGAAUAUACUUCCUUGUAUACCAACCUACAUAUUUCACUGUUAUUAAAAAUAAAAAAAGAAGGAACUUAAUUUACAUACAUAUAUGUUAAUUAAAACACAACGUUCCGCAAAAUAAAAUCAUACACCACGCCCAAACUUCAGAACAUCCAUUUCAACAAUUUAAUAAUCAUCGAAGCAUUGUACAAAUUAUAUAUCUAAUGAUUUAGAAAAUAAUUUCAAUGUGUGUUUGUUACAUACAUAUGUAUCUGUAUGCAUAUGAGCCCAAACAUUUCUGACAUUUUAUGCAGUCUUUGCACGUAUUUGAAGUGUGAUCCAUAAAAGAUGAGAAAACUCCAAAGAUAACCCAAACUUUAGACACCAUGCACUAUUCCAGAAUCCGAACAUUAACAAAGCUCGGUAUUACUUACGGGACCACGAUAGUGAAGUAUGCGAGUGUCAAAGGACUGUUGUAAUAUUCCAAUCAUUCAUUGAAAUGUGACAUCCGUUAAGUAACGGUUAACUGAUUUGAGAGAAGACUUUACUACCCAGUCAACCAUUGUGGCUAUAAAGGAUCACACAUUACCAUAAAUAUACAUAUGUAUGUGUAUGUACAUACUUUUAUAUAAGUAUGAGGAAUCAAGUGGACUAAAAAAUAUGACAUGAUUAUUAAUUUUCUGAAAGCCUUUCAAAGCAAAUGAGAAGAAUUAUAUAAUAUAAUAUUACGAUGCUGGUCAAUAGAAUUGCUCAAUAUAGUUUUGACGGAUUUGAAUGAUUAUAUACAUAGUAUGUAAGUAUAAGUAUAUGCAGAAUAUAUAAAUUUAUAUAUCAAAAUUGCAUAAAUAUUUAUAUACAUACACUCUUUGUUAUGUACAUUUGUUAAGAAAAUUUUAAAUGACUUUUCGUUUCGUCUCUAUACAAUGAAAAUUGUGUGCCUUAUUAGGUUUAUAUAAUAUUUACUGUUAUAUGCAUAUAUAUUUACUAUAAUAUAUUAAGUAAUAUGCAGAACUUUUUUUUAAAGUGGAGUUUCCAUUAAAAAUUGAUAUAAGUUUAUAUGUACAUAUGUAAAGGAAAUCGCCAAAAACUUUAAAUAAAAAGUGUAAAAAUCAUUAACUCGAAUAUAAAUAAAAUAUGAACGGAGUAGUAUAUAAAGUACGAUUCAUUUUUGAUGUCGUUAAUUAUUACCAGUUAAAAUGCAA